Oreochromis aureus is the source of this 15872-nucleotide messenger RNA. RefSeq names its product CUB and Sushi multiple domains 2 (gene csmd2). NCBI's taxonomy places the organism in Eukaryota, Metazoa, Chordata, Actinopteri, Cichliformes, Cichlidae. Bases 145 to 10053 code for a protein of 3302 amino acids. The record is from RefSeq and is a predicted model, not a curated record. The transcript has 69 exons.
GCGAGAGUGUGUGUGGAAGUGAGUGAUUGUGCGGCUUCUCCGGUGAACAGCGUUUGACUGACAGUGCAAGAAAAGGCUGCUGGAGUAAAGCAAACAUUUUGCUUCGGAGCUUCACCCAUAAAUCACCACAUCGCUAGGCAGGUCAUGUCACUCUGGUUUACUGGCCCGAACCUUCCUUCGCCCAUCAUUAGCAGCAAGAACUGGCUUCGACUGCACUUUACUUCAGAUGGCAACCAUAAGUUAAGAGGUUUCAGUGCCCAAUACCAAGUGAAGAAGAUGACUGAACUUAAGUCCCGGGGUGUGAAGAUGUUGCCCAGCAAAGACAACCACCACAAGAUAUCAGUGUUGUCUCAGAUGGGUGUAGCACAGGGCCACAACAUGUGUCCAGAUCCCGGGAUUCCGGAUCGAGGAAAAAGAAAAGGUUCUGACUUCAGGCGAGGAGCCACAGUGCAUUUCUCCUGUGACGAGGGUUAUGAACUGCAGGGCUCGAAGAGCAUCACUUGUCUCAGAGUGACAGACAGCUACGUAGGCUGGAGUGACGAUCGGCCCAUCUGCAGAGCACCAAUGUGUGGAGGCCUGUUGAGAGGACCCAGUGGUGUCAUCACAUCUCCGAACUACCCAGUUCAGUAUGACAACAACGCCAACUGCACUUGGGUCAUCACGGCGACAGACACAUCCAAGGUGAUCAAGCUGACAUUUGAAGAUUUUGACCUGGAGCGAGGCUACGACACCCUGACGGUUGGAGACGGCGAGGUGGUGGGAGACCAGAAGACCAUCUUCCACGUUCUGUCUGGUUCGACUACUCCAGACCUUGUUGUGAGCACCAGUCACCAGAUGUGGCUCAACUUCAAAACAGAUGAUACCAGUGGCUCGUUGGGCUUCAAGGUGUCCUAUGAAGAAAUUGAGCAAGGCAGUUGUGGAGAUCCUGGAAUUCCAGCUUACGGCAAGCGGGAGGGGACAGGUUUCCGUCACGGGGACAGACUGUACUUCGAGUGUCUGCCUGCCUUCGAGCUGGUGGGGAAGAAGAACAUCACCUGUCAGAAGAACAACCAGUGGUCAGCUAAGAAACCCAGCUGCGUUUUUUCCUGUUUCUUCAACUUUACCACUCCAUCGGGGGUGCUGCUAUCUCCCAACUACCCUCAGGAGUACGGAAACAAUAUGCACUGUGUGUGGCUCAUCAUCACCAACCCUGAGAGCAGAAUCAAUCUGGCCUUCAACGACCUCAGCAUGGAGAAACAGUUUGACUUCCUCUCCAUCAAGGAUGGGGGAAAGGCUGAAUCUCCUAUCCUGGGGACCUUCUCUGGUGAUGUCCUGCCUCCUCCCAUAACAACCAGUGCGCAUGUAGCCCGUUUGGAGUUCCUGACUGACCACACCUACACAGACAGAGGCUUUAACAUCACGUUUACAACGUUCCGCCACAACGAGUGCCCAGACCCGGGUGUGCCGGUUAAUGGGAAACGCUUUGGAGAGAGCCUUCAGCUGGGCAGUUCCAUCUCAUUCCUGUGUGAGGACGGCUUUGUUAAGACCCAUGGCUCCCUGACCAUCUCCUGCAUUCUCAAGGACGGCAAUGUGGUGUGGGACAAUGCUGUCCCUCGCUGUGAAGCCCCGUGUGGAGGGGAUCUGAAGGCUCCCAGUGGAAUCAUCCUCUCCCCUGGCUGGCCAGAACUAUACAAGGAGGCCCUUAACUGUGAAUGGAUCAUUGAGGCUCCUCCAGGCUACCCCAUCAAGAUCAUCUUCGACAAGUUUCGCACCGAGGUUAACUAUGAUGUCCUCGAGGUGCGAGAUGGACGUUUUCCCUCUUCACCACUAAUUGGUAGUUACCAGGGCACGCAAGUUCCCCAGUUCCUGAUCAGCACCUCCAACUUCCUGUAUCUCCUAUUCACCACUGAUAAGAGCCACUCUGACAUUGGCUUCCGUAUACGUUAUGAAACCCUGCAGCUACAAUCAGAUCACUGCGUGGAUCCUGGCAUCCCCGUCAACGGGCAGCGACACGGGAACGACUUCUACGUUGGAGCUUUGGUGACAUUUAGUUGCGACGCAGGGUACACACUUAGUGACUCUGAGCCAUUAGAAUGUGAACCCAAUUUUCAGUGGAGUCGCCCCCUGCCUAGCUGUGAUGCAUUGUGUGGAGGUUACAUCCAGGGCAACGCCGGCACCAUCUUGUCUCCCGGCUUCCCAGACUUUUACCCGCAUAACCUGAACUGCACGUGGAUAAUCGAGACCUCCCAUGGCAAAGGUGUCCAGUUCACCUUCCACACCUUCCACCUUGAGAGCCCUCACGACCAUUUAUUGGUGACAGAGAACGGCAGCUUCUCUCAGCCACUUUGGAGGCUGACGGGCUCCACUUUGCCUCCGCCUCUCAGCGCAGGGCUGUUUGGAAACUACACAGCACAGAUCCGCUUCCUGUCUGACUUUUCCGUUUCGUACGAGGGAUUCAACAUCACCUUCUCUGAGUAUGAUUUGGAGCCGUGCGAAGAUCCUGGAAUUCCACCCUACAGCACCAGAAAGGGAUUGCAGUACGGAGUGGGCGAUGCCCUCAUCUUCUCUUGUUUCCCAGGUUACCGACUAGAGGGUCCAGCGAGGGUGGUCUGCUUAGGGGGCAGGAGGCGGGUGUGGAGCUCCCCUCUGCCAAGGUGUGUUGCUGAAUGUGGUUCAUCCGUGACUGGCAUGCAAGGGGUGCUGCUCUCACCCAACUACCCCGGUUACUACGGCAACAACCACGAAUGCAUCUACUCCAUCCAGACGCAGCCUGGCAAAGGCAUACAGCUACGGGCACGGGAUUUCAGACUGGAGGAGGAUGACAUACUCAAAGUCUUUGAUGGAAGCAGUAAUAAGGCUCGCCUGCUGGGGGUGUUUACAGGCAACGAGCUGCUAGACACAACCCUGAACUCCACCUCCAGCUCUAUGUGGCUCGAGUUCAUCAGCAAUGCGGAUAACACCAGUAAAGGCUUUGAACUACACUUCACCAGUUUUGAGCUCGUGAAAUGUGAGGAUCCAGGUGUUCCCCAGUUUGGGUACAAGCGAGAGGACAAGGGUCAUUUUGCAGGGAGCACCGUGUCUUACAGCUGUGACCCGGGCUACACCCUGAAAGGUCCUGAGGUGCUCACCUGCCUGAGGGGUGAAAGGAGGGCUUGGGACAGCCCCCUUCCACUCUGUGUUGCCGAGUGUGGUGGCACCAUCAAAGACGAGCCUUCCGGUCGUGUCCUCUCUCCGGGCUACCCGGCACCAUAUGAGCACAACCUGCACUGCAUGUGGACCAUUGAGGCGGCCCCAGGAAGCACUAUAAGUCUUCAUUUCCUGGUUUUCCACACGGAAGAGGUCCAUGAUGUGCUUCGGAUCUGGGACGGGCCCCAGGAUGGAGGUGUCCUGCUGAGGGAGCUAAGUGGCUCAGCGCUACCCCAAGAUGUCCACAGCACCUUUAACACUAUCAGCCUGCAGUUCACCACAGACUUCUUCACCAGCAAACAAGGCUUCGCUCUUCAGUUUUCUGUGUCUACUGCAACCUCCUGCAAUGACCCAGGCAUGCCUACUAAUGGGACCCGCGGUGGCGACAGCAGGGAGCCCGGAGACCAUGUGGUGUUCCAGUGUGAUCCGGGUUACAUCCUGCAGGGGGCCAACAGGAUCACCUGCACUGAAAUCAAUGGUCGCUUCUUCUGGCAGCCAGACCCUCCUACAUGCACAGCUCCAUGUGGCGGGAACCUGACAGGUCCUAGUGGGCUGAUUCUGUCUCCAGACUAUCCUGAACCGUAUCCUCACGGACGAGAGUGUGACUGGACAGUUACUGUCACACAGGACUAUGUCAUCUCUCUGACCUUCAACCAGUUCAGCUUGGAGCCAAGUUAUGACUUCUUGCAUAUCUAUGAUGGACCGGACUCCCUCAGCCCCUUGUUGGGAAGCUUUUAUGGCACAGAUGUUCCCGAUCGCAUUGAGAGCAGCUCCAACACGCUCUUCUUGGCUUUCCGCAGCGACGCCUCUCUCAGCAGCAAUGGAUUUGUGCUGCAGUACACAGAGAACCCUAGGGAGUCUUGCUUCGAGCCCGGCCUGGUGCGCAAUGGGACACGGGUGGGCACCGAUCUCAAGCUGGGCUCCACCGUCACCUACCACUGCGACAGUGGCUACACACUAGAGGGAGACCCAACGCUCACUUGCAUCAUGGGGGUGGACGGCAAGCCGAGCUGGAACAAACCCAAACCCAUCUGCAUUGCUCCGUGUGGUGGACAGUACAGUGGUACAGAGGGAGUUGUCUUGUCUCCUGGUUACCCCGGUAACUACAGCAGCGCACGAACCUGUUUGUACACUGUAGUCGUGCCCAAAGAUUACGUGGUCUUCAGUCAGUUCGCCUUCUUCCAGACGGCCCUGAAUGACAUCGUGGAGGUUUACGAUGGGGCGACGCAGCACUCCCGCGUUCUUAGCUCGCUCUCUGGAGCACACACAGGUGAGUCGUUGCCAUUAGCAACCUCCAACCAAAUCCUGAUCCGCUUUACCUCCAAAGGCCAAUCCAGCUCUAGAGGAUUCCAUCUGGUCUACCAGGCCGUGCCGCGGACCAGCGCCACCCAGUGCACCUCAGUCCCCGAGCCCCGCAAUGGCAGACGAAUGGGUAACAACUUUGCCGUCGGCGCCGUGGUCCGCUUCGAGUGCAGCCCUGGUUACGUCCUGGAGGGAUCGAGCGCUGUCGAAUGUUUAACCGUUCCCAGUGCCCUGGCACAAUGGAACAGCUCGAUACCCAGCUGUAUAGUUCCAUGUGGAGGUAAUCUGACCCAGCGAACUGGCACCAUCUUAUCUCCUGGAUUUCCUGAGCCCUACCUCAACGGCCUCAACUGUGUAUGGAAGAUCACAGUUCCCGAAGGAUCAGGAAUCCAGAUCCAGGUAAUCAGCUUUGUGACAGAGCAGAACUGGGAUUCGCUGGAGGUGUUUGACGGAGGCGACAACACUGACACCAUGCUUGGCAGCUUCUCGGGCACGACGGUCCCAGCUCUGCUCAACAGCACCUCCAACCAACUCUACCUCCACUUUUUCUCUGAUAUCAGCGUGUCUGCAGCUGGAUUCAGGCUGGAAUACAAAACUGUGUCUUUGACUAACUGUCCAGAGCCUGUAGUUCCUAUGAAUGGUAUCAAGGUUGGAGAGCGUCUUCAGAUGAAUAACGUGGUGUCAUUCCAUUGUGAACCAGGAUAUACACUACAGGGGAACUCGCACAUCACUUGUAUGCCUGGAACUGUCAGACGAUGGAACUACCCACCUCCUCUCUGCAUAGCUCAGUGUGGUGGAAUUCGGGAAGAGAUGGAGGGCAUGAUUCUCAGUCCCGGUUUCCCUGGCAACUACCCUAGCAACAGUGACUGCACCUGGAGAAUCUACCUGCCAGUUGGUUACGGAGCCCACAUACAGUUCCUCAACUUUUCCACUGAAGCCAACCACGACUUCCUCGAGAUACGCAAUGGGCCCUUGGAAACAAGUGCUGUCAUUGGCAGAUUCAGUGGCCAGGAUGUUCCCUCUUCCCUUCUCACCACCUCCCACGAGACCACAAUAUACUUCCAUAGUGACCAUUCACAGAACAAACCUGGCUUCAGGUUUGAGUACCAGGCUUAUGAGCUCCAAGAAUGCCCAGAUCCAGAGCCUUUUCGCUACGGGGUGGUGGUGGGUGCUGGCUUUAACGUGGGUCAGUCUAUUUCCUUCGAAUGUCUGCCUGGGUAUCAGCUGACGGGACAUUCCAUCCUCACCUGUGAGCACGGCACCACCCGCAACUGGGAUCACCCUUUCCCUCGCUGUGAAGUGCCUUGUGGUGGGAACAUCACAUCAGACAAUGGGACCAUCUUUUCCCCGGGUUACCCUGAGGAGUAUCCAAGCUCAGCUGACUGCUCCUGGCUGAUUACUGUGGCUCCUGGAUUUGGCAUCAAACUCAACUUCUCCCUCCUUCAAGUUCAUGGGCCACACGACUUCAUUACAGUCUGGGAUGGUCCACAAGAAACAGCCAGGAAACUAGGUGUGUUUACGGAUGGAGAGCCCAACGACCCACCCAGCAGCACAUCCAAUCAGGUGCUGAUACGGUUCCGUAGUAACACAGAGAAGGGUGGACUCUUUCGUAUCAGCUAUCAAGCUUACAGACUGCAGUACUGCCUCCCUCCCCCCAUCAUUCCUAAUGCUGAGAUUCUGAUGGCAAGCAAGGAAUUUAAAAUUGGUGAUAUAGUGCGCUACCGAUGUCUCCCAGGAUACCAAUUAAGUGGAAACAGCAUCCUGACCUGUCGGCUAGGUACACAUUUGGAAUUUGAGGGCCCUCCACCCUCAUGUGAUGUGACGUGUCCCAUGAACGAGAUACUCACAGCCUCCACGGGCGUCAUCAUGAGUCAGUCGCCCGGCAACGGCUUUCCCCACUUCGAGUCCUGCUCCUGGGUGGUUAAGGUAGAACCCGGCUACAACAUCACUUUCACUAUUGAACACUUCCAGACCAGCCGUCAGUUCGAUGAGCUUGAAAUCUUUGAUGGCCCAUCCAGACAGAGUCCUCUCCUAAUCACACUAAGUGGUAACUAUUCCAGUCCGCUCAGCAUCACCAGUUCCAGUAACAAAGUCUACCUGCACUGGUCCUUCGAUCACACUACCAGCCACAAAGGCUUCCGCAUACGCUACUCAGCUGCCUACUGCAGCCCUCCAAACAGCCCAGUAAAUGGCACAGUUCACAGUCUGACAGGCACAAAACUCGGCAGCACCCUGCGUUUCAGCUGCGACCAGGGCUUUCGUCUUAUUGGCCAAAGCAGUGCCACCUGUACGCGUACUGCACAGGGGAUCUACCAGUGGAACGCACCGGUCCCGCUUUGCCAAGUCAUGUCCUGUGGAAUGCCAGUUCCUCCUGUUAAUGGCAGCAUUGCUGGCCAGGACUUCUCUCUAGGAGCCCGAGUCACCUAUCAAUGUAACCCUGGAUUUCGGCUUUCAGGGCCCAUCACCACCUCAGUGAUCUGUCAGGAGUCUGGGAGGUGGAGCCCCAUAGAGGCCCCACCUAGAUGUAUUCCUGUCACCUGCCCCGACAUUGGUCACUCUGCAGUGGAACAUGGGAGAUGGAGGCUAAUCUAUGGGACUCAAAACCAAUAUGAUGCUAUCAUGAUGCUCACUUGCGACCCAGGAUAUUAUUACAGGGGUCAAAGGGUAAUUCGCUGCCAAGCCAACAGCACAUGGAACUAUCCAAAUCCUCGCCCAGUCUGUGAGAUCAUCUCCUGCGGGGACCUUGGGACUCCACCAAACGGACACAAGAUUGGAACUCUUACUGUGUAUGGAGCCACAGCUAUUUUCUCAUGCAACACGGGCUAUACCUUGGUGGGCUCUCGGGUACGAGAGUGUAUGUCCAACGGGCUUUGGAGUGGAACACAGGUCCAGUGCCUGGCGGGCCAUUGUGGUACUCCAGAGCCAAUAGUGAAUGGCCAGAUCAUUGGGGAGAAUUAUAACUAUCGAGGCAGCGUUGUGUACCAGUGUAACCCAGGAUUUCGGCUCAUUGGAGUGUCAGUGCGAGUCUGUGAACAGGAUCACCGCUGGUCAGGACGUACUCCUGUUUGUGUUCCCAUCACCUGUGGCCAUCCUGGCAACCCUACCUUUGGUAUGACCCAAGGAACCCAGUUUAAUCUAAACGAUGUUGUACGUUUCAUCUGCAAUACUGGAUAUGUUCUACAAGGGGCUGUAAAAUCGACGUGCCAGGCCAACGGGCAGUGGAGCAACGCCCUACCCAGGUGUAAAAUUGUUAACUGCACAGAGCCAGGACAUGUGGAGAACAGCAUUAGGCAGGUACUGUCCAGCGGGCCGCAUCGCUACAGCUUCCAAACCACUGUGUCAUAUCGCUGCAGUCCGGGCUACUACCUGCUGGGCACCAGCUCGAUCUCCUGUCAGGGAGAUGGCACCUGGGACCGCUCCUUACCCAAAUGCCUGUUGGUGCUAUGUGACCGCCCCAGCGUGCCUCCUUACACCCAGAUUUCAGGUGACCGUCGAACAGUGGGCUCCGUCAUUCGCUACAGUUGCAUCGGGCAGCGUAGCAUCAUUGGCAAUACAACAAGAAUGUGCCAGCUGGAUGGGCAAUGGAGCGGCUCGCCACCACAUUGCUCUGGAGAGGCUGCUGGGUUGUGCGGUGAUCCGGGCGUUCCCGUGCAUGGGAUCCGUCUAGGAGAGGAGUUUAUGGUGGGCAGUGUUGUCCGCUUCAGCUGUGAGCCAGGCUAUGCGCUGAAGGGCUCUCCGGAGAGAACCUGUCUGGCCAAUGGAAGCUGGCUGGGCACACAACCAGAAUGCCAUGUGGUUUCUUGUGGAAAUCCAGGAACUCCACGGAAUGCCCAGAUCCUCAUUCACGACGGCCUGACUUUUUCCAGAUCCAUCACUUACACUUGCAGGGAGGGCUACUACUCUACUGGACUCCUGACCCGGCACUGUACUGUUAACGGGACUUGGACCGGCAACAUGCCUGAGUGCUCAGUAAUCAACUGCGGCGAUCCCGGAGUGCCAGCUAACGGGGUGAGAUUUGGGAAUGAUUUCACCUACAACCACACGGUCACUUUCCAGUGCUCCCCUGGUUUCACCAUGGAUGCCGAUCGGGCCUCCUCUCUCAUCUGCACCAAGACCCGCACCUGGAAUGGCACCAAACCUCUCUGUAAAGCAAUCGUAUGUGGUCCACCACCCACCAUCCCUAAUGGACAGGUUGUUGGGACAGACUUCACCUGGGGCUCCAGCAUAAGCUACUCCUGCAACCAAGGUUACCAGCUGUCCCUGCCCACUGUGUUAACAUGCCAAGGCAACGGCAACUGGAGUGGAGAGAAACCACAGUGCUUCCCUGUUUUUUGUGGAGACCCGGGAAUGCCAACACAGGGGAGAAGGGAGGACAGCGGUUUCACCUAUCUCUCCUCCGUCUCCUUCUUCUGCGACCCGCCACUCGUCCUGGUCGGCUCAUCCCGGAGAUACUGCCAGUAUGAUGGCACCUGGAGUGGCACGCAGCCGUCUUGCAUAGAUCCCAGUCACACUACCUGUGGAGAUUCUGGCACGCCUCUCUUUGGAAACCAGAACAACAGCCAGGGCUACCAGAUCGGCAGUACGGUAUUCUUCAGCUGCAGAAAGGGCUACUUACUGCAGGGCUCGAUUUCUCGCACCUGCCUACCAAACCUCACUUGGAGUGGCUUUCAACCUGAGUGCAUUGCCCACCACUGCAGCCAGCCAGAGCUGCCAGCCCAGUCUGAUGUGAGAGCCAUUGAACUGCCAUCCCUGGGCUACACGCUGAUCUAUACGUGUCAGCCCGGCUUCUACUUGGCCGGAGGAUCGGAGCACAGGACGUGCAGGUCCGACGGUAGCUGGUCAGGGAAACCGCCUCUGUGUGCAGCUGAUAUUCGCCCAAGUGGUAGGGGCCCGGUGGUACCAGUGCAGGAGCCGUCCUCCAAGCACCCAGUUCCUGUUGGUGUAUUUGCUAAGAACUCCCUCUGGAGGGGAUCCUACGAGUACCUCGGGAAGAAGCAACCAGCUAUGUUGAGCAUCACUGCCUUUGAACCCUUUAGCAACCGGGUUAAUGGGACACUCAUCGACCACAGUGGAGUAGAACUUAAACUGGCAGGUACAUAUAAGAGAGAGGAUGCUCAGCUGGUGCUACAGGUUCAUCAGAUCAGAGGUCCUGUGGAGAUCUUUGUCAACAAGUUCAAAAUGGACAACUGGUCCCUAGAUGGACGUGUGUCCUACAUCUCUUCUUCCAACUCCUAUGUGUACCAGGGAGUUGUCACCGGAAAAGGCUUUGGCCAAUUUGGUCUCCAGAGACUGGAGAGUUUAGAUCCCAGCAGAGACCAUCCAGGCUACAACUUUGCCUCCAACAGCAGUUCAGUGGCGGCAGCCAUCCUAGUGCCUUUUAUAGCCAUGAUCAUUGCAGGCUUCGCUCUGUACCUCUACAAACACAGAAGAAGACCCAAAGUUCCCUUCAAUGGUUACGUGGGCCAUGAGAACACUAACGGGCGAGCUACGUUCGAGAACCCUAUGUAUGACCGCAACAUCCAACCCACUGACAUCAUGGCCAAUGAGACAGAGUUCACAGUCAGCACAGUGUGCACAGCUGUAUAGCAACCGCUUCCUCCGAAAAUAACGUGAGCCUGAGAUAAUCGCACAUCUGAGGCACCACAACUGUUGAAGCAAGACACAGUUUCUCAGAAUGUAGUUUCAAACUCAACCUUUUACCUUCAUCCCUGAAGACUUUUCUAUGAAUAGAAGAAAAACAGGGAUUGGUUUUCCUCCUGCAGUCUUCACCAUCAUAUUAAUUGUAUAAAAUAAAUCCAGUGUAGUUUGUUUAUAAAAAUAGAAUGGUUUUUAUUUGGAAUCAUGGGAAAAUUACAUUAAUGCAUAUAUUUUCUCUGCUCUCUGUCAUCUUUAUCUUCUCCAUUGUUGUUGUUUUUUUUAUCCUUUUCUUUCCAACCCACUUCUCUUGUUUCCUGGAUUUGAAUAUAUCUCUUUUCCCUCACCCUUCCCCACCAUUUUCUACACACUCAUCCUGUGUUACGUCACCGAUUCAGUCCGGGGACGAGAGGUGCACCACGUCCUCGCCUGCGUGCCAGCUGAGGACAUCUAUAGCUCCUUGAGCAGAGGGCAAGACAAAGAUUAUUUUAUUUGCUGAAAUACCUUCAAGAUACAUCUCCAGCGGAAAAGGCGCUUACCUGCUGGCGAUAAGAAAACAAACAGAAAGAAACCACGUGAAGACAACCAUCUGACCACACGCCAACGACAACAACAACACGCUUUUCGUAACUUUACGUGGUUUCUUGAUCAUUCUCCAUAUUUUGAGGAAAAGCUUCCACCUUAAACUGCAGCCAGCGGGGAGUACGACUGGGAGCAAAGCUGUGAUGACUUUUCUCACCGCCUAAACCCAAAGGGAAUUUUACGGUAAACUUUUAAGUCGAGAAAUACACCUGUAGCUUACGGAGACCUCUGUGCAAGCGAACUGUAAGACGGGGAGCGCCGUGUUGGCUUGUGCGUGAAUCUGAGGGAGACAGUCUGGACUGUUUCGAUUCAUCUUUCUCGUUUUCUUUUUUUUUUUUUUUUCUCAUUAGCUUUUUUUAUUGUGUUCGCUCUUAUAUGCUGCUCACCUUAUGCUUUGAGUCGCUGGACGCCAGUUUUCUUCCCAGCUGUCCACUCCUGAGGUUCUCGAAAAGUAUCGGGGACCCCUCAGUUUCUGGCAGAGGAUGAAUUAAAAAUUCAGUGAGUUUUUGAAGGCCUUGCUGGAGACACACACACACACACAGACACACUCGACUUCAUCGUUUUUUCUUUUUUCUUUUUUUGUAGCAGGAAUAAAAUUCUGCUUGGCGAGGCAGCUGUGUCCAGUGUAGGGGUUAAAAGGUAGCUUGGGCUGCUGAAAUUAAAAAAAGCACUUAGUGAGGUUGUAGUGAGAGUUGUACAUGCGAGUGUGAGUGCGUAUGUUCAUGUGCACAUCUUGUAGCUGCCCUCAUCUGUUUUGACCCUAAAAAUCCAACCAAACACGCAAUGCUGUCUUAUUUUAUUUUUUUGUUGCUUUAAGAAGUGAAAGUACUGAGUUUAGGAGUUUAGGAUAACACCGACUCAGAGGCUCCGAAAACCAGUAAAUUAAACGUCGACAAUCUAUAAAUCCAGUCUCCAUCGUUUUUCUUUCUUUUCUUUUUGGUUGGUAGCGAUUGAUCAGAUAGAUCAAAGGGACCGAAGAGAGACAAAUUCACUUCUCAAGCUAACACACUUGAAUCAAAGGUUAACCAAGGGGAAGUACUCUUGACAUUUGCUCCAAAAACAAGCUUUUUUUUGUAACCAUGCCGCCGCCACCGCUGCUCUGAGGCGCUUGAGGAGAAGGGACCAUGUCGCAACAAACCAGAAUGUAGCACAUUCUCCUCGAGAAGAAAGCAAAUCUGUCUUUAGAUUACACUAUCUGCUUUUUUUCUUUUCUUUUUCAAAGUUUCUUUUAAUCCCGGAUCCAGCUUUGCUCGUUUCAGCGGAUUAAAAGGUGACACAAGUUGCAGCAGUAGCUCCGCUAAACUUUGGCCUUAGGAAAACAAAGAUCAAAGUGAGGUCAUGUUGUCGCUCUCUGGAAAUGUUCAAAUGAAGGCGCUCGGGUUUGAAGAAUGGAUGAAGCGGGAGAUGCGUUCCCUCUGGAUUACAUUCAGGUCUUUUUCUUGCAAGCUCACUUCUGACAGCUCGCUCCCCUUUGGAAAAAAAAAAAAUUGCGCUGCUUUGUUUUGUCUUCGCGCUUCAUAAAAAUGUUGCAGAAGGCUUCCUCAGAGCUGUGACAGCAGGGGAGUCGCUGGCAUACUGAUUACUCCCAUGCAUUAAAUUGGAAAUGAUAAAUAUGAUUUUCGGGGGGGGGUCGAAAAAAGUGUUUAUGCCUUUGCUGCUAACGCUUCCCCAUAUCUAUGGCAACUGGGGAGUGAUAUGCAAAAAAAAAUAUUAUAUUGAAAAUGCAACACAGGAGGAAACUGUCAUCUAAUAUAACAGCAGGGCUCUACCUUGGCUGGUGAAUGGAUGAAAAUACGAAUGCUUUGUGACCCGUAUUAAGUGUGUGUGUGUGUGUGUGUGUGUGUGUGUGUGUGUGUGUGUGUGUGAGAGAGAGGGGGGGCGGUGAGGAUGUGUUUUCAAAAACACCCUACUCCACUUCCUGCUCCCGUACCUGUAAAUGCUAGCCUGCAGCUGCUGAGUGAGGUGAAUAGUGUGCGAAUUUCACAGGAGCAAAUUGGGCCAUUACGUGUAAUUUGCUUUAAUUUUACCUUCAUUAUCAAACCCCAUAAGAAAAUUCAUUUUUACAUUCCCAAUAUCAGGACACACGCUCAGAUCCCUUUCACUUCUUUAGUUCCUUUUUUGUGUGUGGUUUUUUGUGUGUGUGUGUUAGAAAUCAAAAAAGGAAAUUAAUCUUAUGGAUUUUUGUUGGCGUUGUUGUUAUUAUUGUUAUUAUAUAUUAUGCCCGCCCCCCCUUUUUUUUAAUGAAGUCUUUAAAUUCGCCCACUGUACAUAAUUUCCCUCAGAAUUCCAGACCUUUUGAAACCAAUCACCGUAUUGUUCCUUCAAUCAGUUUCGCUGUGGGUCGGUAAUUGCUUUUACAAUUUUAUUACUUUUAAAGCUCUCGUUUAUCUCGGCCGUACAGAUAGAAUAUUGCCCUGUGCUUGCUCUGGUAGUGAAUUGAUGGGAGAGGAAACGAUUGAAUUACCCUGGAUAUUUCACAGGGAGAGGAGAAGUCGCUCGCGCAUUAUCUCAAAGGAGCUGCUACUCAGUUCCUAUAGUUUUAUGUGGCUGUUGCACGUUGCAUUUCAUUUGUUUUUAUUGUGAAAUUGCUCCAAAUAUUUCAGCAAAGUGGACGGCUUCAUUAUUAAAUCCCAGUUUCUGUUAAGGGCACUUUCAAGCGGUCUUUUCCCCAACUUACACAAAACGAUCAAACGAACACGUGUAAAUAAGGACGGCGUGUUCACAAACCCCAGAGGAAGCAAUUCAGUUUGCCUAGAUUUAGACUAUAAAUCUGGAUUAACAUAAUACAGAAGCAAACACUCACACAAAUAUGAUUGUUUUUACUAACAAGGGCUCAUUCCCCACAAAUUCAAGUUUUAAAAAAAGGUUUUCAAGGGCCAAACACAUUUUUCUUUUUUCUUCUUCAUCUUCUUACCUCCAGUAAGCACUUUAUGUUAAUUAUAGUGCCUUGUUACCCCCUUAUAUCAUGAAUACGCUUUAGAGGCCGUGUUCUUAUGUUAAGGAAUUCCAAUAUCUUUCCUAGGAUUUUUUUCUUUUAUGUCAGAUAUUAGAAAUGUAAGUCUUUUAAGGUUUUCGGUAAAGCCCUUAUCCCUGCCCGAGUAACCCACACACACUGAAGAGUCUGCAGGCUUUUUAGAUCUGUUUUUAAACUUUGAUCUCACUGAAAAUCUGAGCUCGUUAGAUUCAUGCCAGAGCCACCAUCAGUUUGUUUCCCCCCCCCAAACGAGCCGUGUGCUCAGUCGUACUGUAUUUUGGUGUGCAAGGAUUAAUGGCCAGGAUUUUAUGUUCUUGGCUACGUGCUCGGCUGGGUAUUUGUCCUCUGUUUGCUUUGCGAGUUUAAAAAUAAACCAAAGAACGUUAUCCAAAUUCAGACGAUUUAGAAUUAGACAUAUAGUGAUAAAAAUUAAGAUUUAAUAUUCUGUCACUUCUUGAUGUUGCUUAAUUUAUUUCUGCUACUCUUGUUUGUUUUUUAUGUCAAACAAACCAUUUUAUCGAUAAAUUUCCCUUAAUGGUCAGUACAUCUAUAGAAGUGUUUAACCUAUCUAGUGUUAGCCCAGAAAGUUCUCACAGAGAGUGAAGUCCAGUCAUAUGAAAGUAAAGAUCUCAAUGAAGCCAUGCUCUAAGAGUCAGAAUUAAGUCUUUCUUAAUAGCAGCCGGCUGCUUCCUGGUUCUCUUUGCAUAUUUUAUGACACAAACGGUCCUCAUCUUCAGUUCAUUUUCGUUAUCAGCCGGUCACAGCUCUGGGUUCUGUCCUGCUCUCCCAUCUCUUCUAUAAUGAAACACACCACAGCUAUGGUCUUUGAGUUUCCUUCGAAAGUUCACAGAGUUUUCCUCGCAGUCAGGGACCCGACCAAAGGCUCUCCCUUUCUUCGCGCAGCACAGGACAGCACUGCACAUGUGUUGAAAAACCGAGCAAUCCAUCAGUUAUGCCGUGUGACAUGUUCUGCAUCAGCUAUCAUUUAUAAUCUCCCAUCUCUCACUGCCACCACAUAUUGAUGGCCGGACAAUAAAUCUCAACUUCCCCGCUGUGUUUUACAGGCCCAUUCAAUGCAAUUUGCCUUCACUAUUCAGCCCAUUUCAGCUCUUCUAGUGGACUAAAGCGUGGGGACAGAGGGAAGGGAUGUAUUUUGAAAAGCUUUGAAGCUCAGAUGAGUUUUAUUCUGUCAAUGGGAAAUGCGAGCAGCGUGGUAGUAGGAUCAUUCGUGAUCAGAUCACUGGAUUUAUUGCUCAAAAACUACUGAAUGUAUUUCAUUUCACUGAGUGCACCAGAAUUUAUCUAUCUAUACUGUGUUGAAUAUCUGUAAUCCCACAACUUUUUCUCUGUUUGUGUGCAGUAAUGGAUAAAAAAAAUACAAAAAAACUGUCAGUAUGUGUUAUCUUUGGACUAAAAACAGAAUGUCCAAUUUAUCUAGAGUAUAAUAUAGCAAAGUAUUUACAAAGAGCUGCUUUUUUAUUACCAGAUAUUUUUCUGUUAGUUUUUCCAUGGCAACAAACUUAUUAUAAAGUCCCAUAUUUUCAUUUUGUUUUCUUUCAACAUGUUUUUUUCAAGCCAGUUCUGUAAAUCUCUCAACUAGUCUCUGUGUGAGACUGAAAAACCCGCAAUGCCCAAGCAGGUUCGACAUGGCCAUUAAAGGCCUCAACGAGGAAAACAAAAGACAAAACGGCGAAAGGCAAAGAGCCAGUGUCGGUGUCUCGCUGUACACCAAAAGGGUUUACCGGUGACGACGUGGACAAACGUGAGCUUGAGCAGACUGUGCAACGACAGAGCAACUGCAGAGGAAAUGUCUCUAAGAUAAGAGAAUAUGUUAACAAAUAAAAAAACCUUUUUUUGUACAGAGAUAUAUUUUUAUGAAAAUACAUUUGUAAUAUAAAAAGAGAAAAUGGAUUGACAUAUAUGUAAAUGUUUUUCUUUUUCAUUAUUGUAGUACAAAUGCUAGUGGGGAGUAUAUGAAAAAUCUAUAUAUAAAUAUAAAUAUAUAUAUAUAAAUAUAUAUAUAAAUAUAAAUAUAUACAAAGAAAAAUAGAAACAAGGCUCUUUUGUAUAUGUAAAAAAGAUUGUAUAUAAAAGUUUACAUACAUACUGUACAUAUGUAAGACCCACCAUGGCUUGUCUGCAAUAUAUAAAAUGUAUUUUAUCUGUCUGUAUAUGAUGCUUUGCAUUGUGUCUAAGCUUAUUCUACUUUCUUGAA